AUGCCUGGGAAGAUUCUGCCUUCCUUCACCAAGGCGGAGGUUGAGUCGCACAACAGCGCCGACUCCUGCUACGUGACCUUGGGUUCGAAGGUGUACGAUAUUACUUCGUUUGUUGAAGAUCACCCAGGUGGUGGAGAUCUGGUUCUGGAAUACGCUGGGAAAGACGUCACCGAAAUCCUGCAGGAUCCGGUAUCCCACGAGCAUUCUGAAUCGGCAUACGAGAUCUUGGAUGACAGUCUGGUCGGAUUCAUUGGUACCGAAUCAAGCACGAAAUCGGCAAAUGGAUCCUUGACAAAUGGAUCAUUGGCAAAUGGCAAUAAGGCAUCCCAGCCGGUCUAUGCCUCUACUGGCAUGUCCAACGAGGAGGAUUUAUCCGUGGACACAGACCCAAACCAGGACUAUAAAAAGCACAAGUUUCUGGACUUAAAUAAGCCUCUUCUUAUGCAGCUGUGGACCGGCGGGUUCAGCAAGGACUUCUACCUGGACCAGGUUCAUCGCCCACGGCACUACAGGGGAGGCGAGUCCGCCCCUCUCUUUGGCAACUUCCUGGAGCCUUUGAGCAAAACCUCUUGGUAUGUCGUGCCAAUCGUAUGGCUGCCUCCCGUCAUCUACGGCGCGAUCCUAGGAAAAACUGGGCUAGAAAGCACACCCGCCGCCGCGGGUUAUUUCAUCUUUGGCGUCUUCUUUUGGAGUUUGAUCGAAUAUUUCAUGCACAGAUUCUUAUUCCAUAUCGAUAAGUUCCUCCCUGACAACCGAGUCGGAAUCACUCUACACUUUCUCCUUCACGGCAUCCACCACUAUCUUCCGAUGGACAAGUACCGACUUGUUAUGCCGCCAAGUCUAUUUAUUAUCCUAGCUACACCGUUCUGGAAAUUUGCCCACACGGUUCUAUUUUUCAACUGGUAUGCUGCUCUGACAGCAUACUGCGGCGGCGUUUUCGGGUAUAUCUGCUACGAUGUGACACAUUAUUUCCUUCACCACCGCAACCUUCCUCCAUACUACAAGCAGCUCAAGAAGUAUCAUCUUCAGCACCAUUUUGCGGACUUCGACAAUGGGUUCGGUGUUACAAGCCGGUUCUGGGACAGGAUUUUCGGCACUGAGAUCGAGCUUCCCCCUCCCAAGGUUCUGAAGACCCAGUAG
This is a messenger RNA of Aspergillus puulaauensis, 1140 nucleotides long. RefSeq names its product fatty acid alpha-hydroxylase (gene SCS7). The transcript has 3 exons. Gene Ontology annotation, cellular component: endoplasmic reticulum; membrane. The coding region runs from base 1 to 1140 and encodes 379 amino acids. The record is from RefSeq and is a predicted model, not a curated record. Gene Ontology annotation, biological process: lipid biosynthetic process; fatty acid metabolic process. Gene Ontology annotation, molecular function: iron ion binding; fatty acid 2-hydroxylase activity; heme binding. Lineage: Eukaryota; Fungi; Ascomycota; Eurotiomycetes; Eurotiales; Aspergillaceae.